AUGAGAGAUGAGAAAAUCGCGAUUCUCGCGCUGCAGGAGACGCAUCUCGAUGAUUCGCGCGCGGCAUCUCUGAACGAACUCUUUGGGAGGUACAUGUGGAUAUACCACUCGCCGUUGGAAUCUAAUCCGACGGGGGCAUGUGGUGUGGCAUUUGUAGUCAACAAGAGGUUUGUGGAUAUCGAGAAGUGUGCGGCGAGUGUGAUCCAGGGAGGAAGAGCGAUUGCGCUCGAGUUCCCAUGGGCGGGCGAGACGGUGUUGCGCGCUCUCAACGUUUAUGGCCCGAACUCGAGUGCGGAUAAUGCCCUUUUUUGGGACGAACUGGCGACCUCUCGGACGGGGAGAGUGGACAUUUUACUAGGGGAUUUCAAUAUGGUGGAGGACGGAAUUGACCGCAUUCCGGCUCGCGCGGAAGCGGGGAGGGUGUGCGAGGCCCUUGCUGCUUUUCUGAGAAUGCACCGCUUGGAGGACGGGUGGCGGGUCAGAAACCCCCACACGAAAGCCUUCUCGUACAUGCAAGGCUCGACUGGUGCUCAAUCGCGACUAGACCGUAUAUACCUCCCUCGGAAGCUCCAGGCGGACGCCGAGGACUGGUCCUACAAGGAGUCUGGCCUUGUUACGGAUCAUAAGUUGGCGAUGACCUCCCUCGCGAACAGGGCGGCGCCCUUCAUGGGGAAGGGGAGGUGGUCGAUGCCGGCGCACCUCCUGACGGACCAGGAAAUGAAGAAGACAAUGAGGGCGCUUGGGGAGAAGUUAAUUAGUGGGAUUGCAGACCAGAGACCCCGAACAUCCGCGCGCAACCCUCAGACUCUGUAUAAGGAGUUCAAGGAUGCACUCACAUGUGCGGCAAGGAACCGUGCGAAGGCUAAAGUCCCCAAACUCCAGAGGAGACUCGGCAGACUCCGGCUGGACCUCGAGGUAACGCUGAAUCCGCCUGGGGAGGAC
This is a messenger RNA of Trametes versicolor FP-101664 SS1, 942 nucleotides long. Its product is annotated as DNase I-like protein. Gene Ontology annotation, molecular function: phosphoric diester hydrolase activity; double-stranded DNA 3'-5' DNA exonuclease activity; DNA-(apurinic or apyrimidinic site) endonuclease activity. The transcript has a single exon. The annotation marks the transcript as partial. Gene Ontology annotation, cellular component: nucleus. Gene Ontology annotation, biological process: base-excision repair. NCBI's taxonomy places the organism in Eukaryota, Fungi, Basidiomycota, Agaricomycetes, Polyporales, Polyporaceae. The record is from RefSeq and is a predicted model, not a curated record.